Messenger RNA from Drosophila albomicans, 1821 nucleotides. RefSeq names its product transcription termination factor 3, mitochondrial (gene mTerf3). Gene Ontology annotation, cellular component: mitochondrion. NCBI's taxonomy places the organism in Eukaryota, Metazoa, Arthropoda, Insecta, Diptera, Drosophilidae. Bases 108 to 1160 code for a protein of 350 amino acids. The record is from RefSeq and is a predicted model, not a curated record. Gene Ontology annotation, molecular function: double-stranded DNA binding. The transcript has 2 exons. Gene Ontology annotation, biological process: regulation of DNA-templated transcription; mitochondrial ribosome assembly.
AUUUAAACUUCUAAAUAUACCAAAAUAGAGUGGGUAGUAUAUAUUGGUAUAUUUUGUCAGCACCAGUAUUCGUCCACACCGGUACCGACUUUCUGGCAACACUGGCCAUGUUUAGUUUAUGGCUGCGUAACAUUGCUAAAAUACAAAAUAAAACACAAAUUGGAACAAAAUGUAGUAUAAUUAAUCAACAAGUGCGCCAGCUGCGUACUCUAAGAUCUGUACAAAAUGAAAUUCAAGUGGAGUCAGCAGAGCAGUCGCUGCCACAGGAGCAACGGAUAAAAAGUCACAAAGAGAUUGCCCUCGACUUUGGCAAUCGGGAGGCGCACGUGCCAAGCUUCAAUCUUGCUGCCCAUGUGAACAAUUCAACGACGUUACAACAGUUUAUCAGCCUCGGCGUUGAUCUGCACAGCAUUGAGCGUCGCAAAGGACUCGGCGAUUUUGUGCUGCGCCUUGACUUUGAGAAGGAUGUAAAGCCAUACUUAAGGUUCCUCGCAGAUCAAGGCGUUGCACCUGAUGACUUUGGCCGCUUGAUUACAAAGAAUCCGCUGCUGUUCAAAGAGGAUCUAGAUGCGUUGCAGACACGCAUGGAGUACCUGGAGAGCAAACGCUUCUCGGUUGAGGCACGUCAACGCAUCCUCACCCAGAAUCCAUAUUGGUUGAUGUUCUCGACACGUCGCAUUGAUCGUCGCUUGGGCUACUUUCAAAAGGAGUUUCACUUGAGUGGUCAUGACAUUCGGCUGCUAGCCACAAAAGAACCACGUCUAAUUACCUACAACAUGGAUCACCUGCGCAAAUCUGUGUUUACACUGCGCGAAGAAAUGGGCUUCAGUUCCAAAGAGCUACAAACGCUGAUUGUGCACAAGCCGCGUCUGAUGAUGAUAUCUCCCGACGACAUCAUUGAACGCUUCAGUUAUAUUCACAAUGAGAUGGGUCUAAGCCACAAGCAGAUUGUCCAAUGUCCCGAGCUCUUGGCAUCCCGUGAAUUUCGGCUGCGGGAGAGGCAUGAAUUUCUCAAAUUAUUGGGAAGGGCUCAAUACGAUCCACAGAAGGACUUGUAUGUUUCGCCCAGUGAUAUGGUGCUGGGAAAUAACUUUUAUUUUGUACGAAAUGUGGCCAAAAGUGAUUUACAAACAUUUGAUUUAUUUUUGAAAACACGUUAAUAAAGUUGUUGCUUUAACAGUAUUCUGCAAUGUUAUCAUCGAUGUGGUAACGCCAAUGAGCAAUGGUCAGCAUUAACAGCGUAUUAUAUACUUUUUAUAAUAAAAUAAUGUAAAAUACCAAUAGCUAUUUAUCCAUUUAAGAAUCCCAUUUUAUAAAUAUAAUUUUCAAUUUGAAAAUGUGCAUUUAAAUGUACAUUUAAAAUGCGUGCCAUCUCGGACUUAUGAAUUUUGUUAUCGACAUUAAAAUGUAUAUUUUGGAAAUGUUGAAAGUAAACUUCUUUUCUAAUGAAUAGAAACAAAUUUUGCAAAAAUAAAAAAAAACAUUCGAAUUUACAACAUGUACAUGCUAAAAAGGUCGAUCUGUAAAACACAAAUCGAUUUUUAAAAUAAAUCGAUUUUGCCGUCCAUCGAUGUUUCUCUCCUCUCUUUCUCGCUUUACUCACGCCACUUCGUAUUUUUGUUGUGCUUGCGGAACAACAACAGUCAGUUAUCUUCGUGUUCUUCGACGAAUCGUUUGUGUGUUUUCAACUGCUGCCUUCCAGCAGCUUUCAAAUAACUACGCAUUAGGUUUUUGCAGCGUGUGCGUAAAAGAAAGAAAAUUGUGUAUUAUACUACACUUGAGUUGAAUCAAAAUACCCAUUACUAAUUGAGCUAAAGAAAA